AUGAGGUGCUUUUUGUUACUUUUGGUCCUCGUGUUACUUCUACAGACCGUUUGGUGUGAGCCAGUCAUCUCCCCUGGGGGACCUCAUGUGGUGGUUCCCAAGGGGGGCAAACUGGAGCUUCGUUGCCAUGAAAACGCCACAGUGUCUGGCGCCCCACCGUCCAGGCUGCGCUGGCAGAGAGAGAGGGUGCGGCGGAUGGAAGUAGAGGUGGAGGAAGGUGCAGUGGUCUAUGUGAGAGUGUCCUCCGCUCAGGCUUAUCACAUGGGCCGCUACGUGUGUGUCAACAACAUCACACUGGAACACAGCUCUAUCUAUGUCUACGUCAAAGAUCCUCAAAGUGUUUUUCAGCGCCCUAUGGUGAAUGGCAUCUUGGUGCGAGCAGGUGAAAACCUCACCGUUCCAUGUCUUGUGACUGACCCCAACGUGACGCACUUGGCCCUGGAGACUUGUGAGAGUCGGCCUCUGCCCUCUGGUCUGAGUUACCGGAGCGACCUCAUGCGGGGCAUCAUCAUCAGCAAUGCCCAGAAGGAGUUUGAGGGCUGCUUCCGCUGUGUGGGGAGGCUGGCUGGAGAAAGAGUGGUUUCUGCGCCGUAUACAGUAGACGUACGCUCUGUGCCAGAAGGGCCUCCAGUGAUUAGACUCUCCCAUAAAGACACUGUCAUCCUGAAAAAAGGGGAGCAUUUUGAAGUCACCUGCAACUCCUCCAACGUCGACCCAGACUUUAGUGUCAAAUGGGACUAUCCCCAAACAGCGCAUCCAGUUGAAUCCCAUGGCUCCCACAUCAUUUCUGUCUCUCAUGGUUACCAGAGGUCUACCUCAGUCUCGAUUGCCUCUGUGGACCAGUCAGACCAGGGCAUCUAUCGCUGCUAUGCCCAUAAUAAGAGAGGCAACAGUACGAAGACCAUCCACUUGGAUGUUCGCGACAAAGGAUACAUCAGCAUGUCGGGAGGUUCUGGUCCAGUUCAGGCUGUGGUUAAAGAAGGAGAGAACCUGAGUCUCAAAGUGCAGUUUGAGUCUUACCCUGCCCCCAGAGCUCUGUCCUGGUCUUUCAAUGGUAAACACCUUCUCAAUACAACGGAGCACUUCAUCACUGUGCACAAGAAAAAGUACAGAUAUGAGAGCGAGCUCCGGUUGGUGAGGGUCCUGGGCUCAGAAGGAGGCAUCUAUCUGUUUUCAGUCAGUAAUGAAGAUGCAAAUAUCACAUACUCAUUCCAUGUUUAUGUCAACAGUAAACCUGUCAUUAUUGCACAGGAAGGACCUGUAGAUGGACAGGUGCGAUGCAUUGCUGCUGGCUUUCCUGUCCCUAAGAUUAGCUGGUACUUCUGUGAGGUGCCUCUUACCAGGUGCUCACAUCUUCCCAAUGCUUCUCAAUGGGAGGCCCCUGAGGUCGUUGUUGGGCCCGAGUCUGCCUUUGGGCGAGGCGAGGUAGAGAGCCGUCUGAACAUCAGCAAGGAGCACUCCCAGUACCACACCCUGGAGUGUGUGGCCUACACCGAAGGAGAUGAGGCCUUCACACUCUUCUCCAUCAGUGAGCGAGUCGUUCCCCAUGAACUCUUCACCCCUCUGCUCACUGGGAUGGUGGCUACAGGGGUCAUCCUCACCUGCUGUCUGGUGGUACUACUUUACAAGUAUAUGCAAAAGCCUAAAUUCCAAAUUCAGUGGAAGGUCAUUGACAGCAUUCAUGGAAACAACUACAUUUAUAUUGACCCUACCCAGCUCCCAUACGACUCCAAGUGGGAGUUUCCACGGCAGAAGCUACGCUUUGGUAAAACUCUGGGCUCUGGUGCUUUUGGUAAAGUCGUUAGAGCCACCGCCUACGGACUAUGCUCAGCUGAUACGGUCACAACUGUUGCAGUGAAGAUGCUCAAACCCAAUGCCCAUGCGACCGAGAAGGAGGCUCUGAUGUCGGAGCUGAAAGUUCUGGGUUACCUUGGAAACCACAUGAACAUCGUUAACCUGCUGGGAGCCUGCACUGUCGGAGGGCCGAUUUUGGUGAUUACUGAAUACUGUUGCUAUGGCGACCUUCUCAACUUUCUUCGAAGGAAACGAGAAUCUUUCCUAAAUGAGCAAAUUAGUGAUGGUUACUAUCGCAACAACCAGAGCGAGCCAUUGAGGGAGAUAACUGGAUCUGGAUACAUCCCCAUGCGUCCUUCUGAAAAGUCAUCUGAGUCAGAUGUCAUUGAGGAGCUGUCUCUCAAUGCUGAAGACCUAAUCAGCUUUUCUUAUCAGGUUGCCAAAGGAAUGGAGUACAUUACUUCAAAAAAUUGUAUUCAUAGGGAUCUCGCGGCCAGAAACGUUCUGCUGACUCACGGUCGAGUUGCCAAGAUCUGUGACUUUGGGUUGGCGCGUGACAUCACCACUGACUCCAGCUAUGUGCUCAGAGGAAAUGCUCGUUUGCCGGUCAAGUGGAUGUCCCCAGAGAGCCUGUUUGACUGUGUCUAUACCUUUGAGAGUGAUGUCUGGUCCUACGGCAUUCUGCUCUGGGAAAUCUUCUCUCUUGGAAACAGUCCCUAUCCUGGAAUGCAAGUGGGUUCAGCUUUCUACCGGAUGAUUCAAGAAGGCCACCGAAUGAGCAGGCCGGGGUCUGCCCCUGUAGAAAUCUACGACAUGAUGCUGUGUUGCUGGAAUCAUGACCCUUUGAAACGGCCUUCAUUCAGAAAAUUGGUGGAGAGCACUGAACUGCUUCUAUCAGAAAACACUAGAAAUGUCUACCUGUCUUUGAGCACCGCGUCUGGGCCCAAUGACCAGCAGAGGGAGCCGACAAGCAGGCUGGGCUCCGUCUGCAGCACCACCGCCCCUACUCAGCCUCUGCUGCUGAGCGCUGGGGAUGUUUUUGUGGACUAUGAAAGUGUUUGA
Messenger RNA from Knipowitschia caucasica, 2856 nucleotides. The record is from the annotation of a GenBank genome assembly. NCBI's taxonomy places the organism in Eukaryota, Metazoa, Chordata, Actinopteri, Gobiiformes, Gobiidae.